Messenger RNA from Cannabis sativa, 1620 nucleotides. RefSeq lists its product as uncharacterized. The record is from RefSeq and is a predicted model, not a curated record. The transcript has a single exon. Gene Ontology annotation, molecular function: RNA-DNA hybrid ribonuclease activity; nucleic acid binding. Bases 1 to 1620 code for a protein of 539 amino acids. Lineage: Eukaryota; Viridiplantae; Streptophyta; Magnoliopsida; Rosales; Cannabaceae.
AUGUCCUGUUUUAAGGUGCCUAAAUCUAUUUGUCUAAAAAUCCAGAGUGCUAUAGCAAAGUUUUGGUGGGGAUCUCAGGGUACUAACAAAGUCCACUGGAAAAAUUGGUUUGCCAUUUCUGUUUCCAAGUUCUUUGGUGGCUUGGGUUUUGGUACCUUAUCCUUUCAUAAUCAAGCUCUGUUGGCCAAGCAAGCUUGGAGAGUGUGGACUAACACAGACUCUCUCAUCCAUUCUAUCCUCAAAGCUCGUUAUUUUAAACAUACUGAUUUUCUGAAUGCUUAUGUUGGCCAUAACUCUUCUUUCACCUGGAGAAGUCUCCUUUGGGGCCGUCAAUUGCUCAAGAAAGGUCUGGUCUGGAAGGUUGGGGCUGGUACCAAUAUCUCCUUAUCUGCACCUAACUGGAUCCCUAACGUUCUCAGUCCAACUCUCAUACACCCAAUUGAUCCUUCCCAAGCUUUUGUCUCCUUCUUUAUAAACCAUGAUAAUACUUGGAAUGUGCCUAAGCUUCAACAUUUUUUUCCCUCUUACCAGGUAGAUCAUAUCCUCCAAAUUCCUCUGGAUCCAACUUUGUAUGAUUCUCUCAUUUGGGGAUUUCAUCCUUCUGGCAUUAUCACAGUCAAAUCAGCUUACCAUCUUGCUUCUACCCUUGCUUCUAUUGAUGCUCCUUCUUCCUCCAACCCCAACCCCUUUCAGCCUUGGUGGAAAAAGUUAUGGUCCCUUCCUAUCCCUCCCAAGCUUAAGCAUUUCACUUGGAAAGCUUUCCACCAUAUUUUACCCUGCGCAUUAAAUUUGUACCAUAAAAAGAUUAUCCCUCAUUCUAGUUAUCCUGUUUGUGGUAACAACAUUGAAUCUGUCACUCAUGCCAUUCUAGGUUGUCCCAGAGCAAAGAACAUUUGGAAGUCUUCAAGAUUCAAACAAUUUUACCAUGCUUACAAUCGAACUGACAUUGCGGAUUUUUAUCUUCAGGCUCUACAUCAUAUCUCUACACAGGAUUUUCUGAUUUUUAUUGCUAUUAUCUGGCAUCUUUGGAAUACUAGAAACUCAAUUUUAUUUCAAAAAUCUGGUUUUAUUAACAAUGUGGAAGAGUUUGUUAUUCAUUAUUUACAGGAUUAUAAUGAAGCUCAACAAAGCUAUCGUGUAAUUCAACCGAAUUCAGUAGCCUCUUCCAUAUCUCAGCAUCUUCAGCGACUGCAAUCAAUUGGCUUCCAAGAAGAUUCUCCUGCUCUUUUUGUGGAUGCAGCCCUUGAUAAACAGAAUGCUUUAACAGGAACUGGAUUCAUUUUCAAAUCUGGUUGGCAACAUCCUAUUGUUUCUCAUCAUCGCCAAAUGCCAGGGGCUUCUUCUCCUCUUUUUGCUGAAGGGCAGGCUCUUUUGCAAAGUCUAUUAUGGUGUUUGGAUUCUCAGUUGCGGCCAAAGUUUAUUUUCUCUGAUUGCUUGCUUUUGGUUUCUAAAGUUAACAGUGAUUGGCAUGAUCGCUCUGCUCUUUCUGGUCUGGUGUCUCGGAUUCGGUGGCUCUUCUCCAACUUCCCUGAAGCUUCCUUGCAUUUCCUUCCUCGUCAACUCAACAUGGAUGCCCAUGGUCUUGCAAAAGAAGCUCUUAGGCUGAGAGAAGAUGUCUAG